This is a messenger RNA of Macaca mulatta (Rhesus monkey), 3686 nucleotides long. NCBI's taxonomy places the organism in Eukaryota, Metazoa, Chordata, Mammalia, Primates, Cercopithecidae. The record is from RefSeq and is a predicted model, not a curated record.
UCUCCGUACUCUUUUGCCCGGCUCUCCGUACUCUUUUGCCCUGCAUAGUUUCCAUUGCCUACUGGGAAAUGUAGUUCUCGGGGCCGGGGGAGACGGCACGGAAGAGGCCUGUGCGCAAGAGCAGAUGAGGCCUAGCCGAGGCGGCGGGACCCCCAAGUUUGGAAAGCUGUGUUAAGGACAGUGACUGUCCCUACUGAAGGCCCCAGCAGUACUCCAGCCAGGUGUGGAAAGCUGGUCACGAUUCUACGCUACUUGGUUCAUUUUCUACACAGCAACAGAAGAGCCUUCCUGAGACUGCUAUUACCAUACCCGCCUGUCAUCUUGCCAAGGCUGGCCAAUGUGUGUUUUGGCAUAGGCUGUCAUGGAGGCCAUGGUGGAGGAAAAGGAAAGGGGGGGCAGAUGUUGAGGCCCCAAAGGCCACAGUGAGAACAGUUCAGUUCCUGAGUUGCCAAGACUGAGGGGGCACUGUCCUGCCCGCAGGAUUAUAAUGAGCCACAUGUCCAGCCCAAGAGCCAGGAGGAAUUCUUCCUCUCAGUGUUAAUAAUCAAAGCAUCCUGACACCAGCAGCCAGUUCUUAUGGAAUCCUGAUCAUUAUUACCACAGUGGAGAGCUGACCUGGUAGAGAGGCUACCCUCCUUCCUUAGUCACCCAAGCCUGUGAACUAUGAUUGUCAGUUGUAUGUGGGCCGUCUGCCCACUUAGGAUGCAAUUUUUGAUGUGACAGACAUCCCAGAUGUCCAAUUCCCCCGUGAUGAGGCCGGGCGCGUUGGCUCAAGCCUGUAUUCCCAGCACUUUGGGAGGCCGAGGCGGGCAGAUCACGAGGUCAGGAGUUUGAGACCAGCCUAACCAACGUAGUCAAACCCCGUCUCUACUGAAAAUACAAAAAUUAGCCGGGUGUGGUGGUGCACGCCUGUAAUUCCAGCUACUCGGGAGACUGGGACAGGAGAAUCGCUUGAACCUGGGAGGCGGAGGUUGCAGUAAGCCGAGAUCACACCACUGCACUCCAGCCUGGGCAACAGAGCUGAGGCUUCAAAGACCUCAGGGGACUUCUCAGUACUCACAGAAACCUCCUACACCCUCAGAUGGCACAAAGGGACCGUUUUCUUACUCUUAGUCUGAGUGACUGCCAACAAGGAAGGCAAAGGUAGAGGAACUGGAUCUCUGGCUCUCCACAUAGCUUCUGAUCUCAGAACUUAUUAAAACCCUUUCUGGGCCCAAAGACAAAGCUCACAUGAACAAAUGAUUUUGAGUCAUGAAUGAAAAAUCUUGCUCUUUCCAUAGUAAAGAAGAAUUCAGAGAUGGACAGGGCGAAAGAAUGUCUGCUGGAUAUUCUCCAUCAUAUGACAACGACAAGAGUGUUCUGGCUUUCAGAGGAAUCCCUAUCUCAGAGUUGAAGAACCAUGGCAUUCUCCAGGCUCUGACCACAGAAGCUAAUGAAUGGGAGCCACGUGUUGUGAGUACAGAGGUGGUCAGAGCCCAAGAAGAAUGGGAAGCUGUGGACACCAUCCAACCAGAGACAGGGAGCCAGGCUAACUCAGAGCAGCCUGGGCAGCUAAUCUCCUUCAGCGAGGCCCUGCAGCACUUCCAGACUGUGGACCUUUCCUCCUUCAAGAAAAGAAUCCAGCCAACUAUUCGAAGGACUGGGCUUGCUGCCCUUCGACACUACCUCUUCGGGCCUCCAAAGCUCCACCAGGGCCUUUGGGAAGAAAGGGACUUGGUCCUGACCAUUGCUCAAUGUGGCCUGGAUAGCCAAGACCCAGUGCAUGGCCGAGUCCUCCAGACCAUCUAUAAGAAGCUGACCGGCUCCAAGUUUGACUGUGCCCUUCAUGGAGACCACUGGGAGGACCUGGGCUUUCAGGGAGCGAAUCCAGCCACGGACCUGAGAGGCGCAGGCUUCCUUGCCCUCCUGCAUCUGCUGUACCUGGUGAUGGACUCAAAGACCUUGCUGAUGGCACAGGAGAUUUUCCGCCUGUCUCGUCACCACAUCCAGCAAUUCCCUUUCUGUUUGAUGUCCGUGAACAUCACCCACAUCGCCAUCCAGGCCUUGAGAGAGGAGUGUCUCUCCAGAGAGUGUAAUCGGCAGCAGAAGGUCAUCCCCGUGGUGAACAGCUUCUAUGCCGCCACAUUCCUCCACCUUGCACAUGUCUGGAGGACACAGCGGAAGACCAUCUCAGACUCCAGCUUUGUCCUCAAAGGUGUGCUCUUUCUUCUGGGGAGGCCUGGGCUCCUGAGUGCACAGUGUCCCGGGUUCAGAGAAUCCAAGGUGGUUGCUAGACUGGUUUUGGCUGCAGUUCUUCCCCAUCCACACUUUCUCAAAUUCCAGCUUACCAAAAUCUCCAUCACCCACGCCCUGGAGCCUGCUAGUUCUCCUUUCUCUGCCCUGACUGUUGCCCCUUUCUGGCCUUAUACUUAUGACGAGCAUAUAUUCUGAUCAAAAAUUGGGAGUUGGGGUCCAAUAGUUGGACUAUUCAAAGUUGCAAUUGUCUGGACAAGGUAGAGUGUGUGGUCCCUGUGUCUGUAUCUGGCUCCCUGGGCUACCUCUCUGGUGAUCUCUCCAUCUGAGGCUCCUUCACCUUUCUCUCCAUGGGAUAGGGGUUGGGGGUGCUCCCUAGAGCUGCUAGGCUUGAGGCCCUGACUAUUAUGUCACCGAGACCCCCUUCAAGCCUUCUGUUCCCCAAUUCUCUCUGUUGCAGACUUGGAAGUAUUGGCCAAGAAGAGCCCACGGCGGCUGCUGAAGACCCUGGAGCUGUACUUGGCCAGAGUGUCAAAGGGACAGGCCUCCUUGUUGGGGGCACAGAAGUGCUGUGGGCCAGAAGCCCCUCCCUUCAAAGAUCUCACCUUCACAGGCAGGAGUGACCUGCAGCCUCACUCAUCCUAAGGCGUGUGGCUGAUCUGAACUCCGAGAUGGAUGGAGGUUUAAAGGCUGAGCUGCAGGGGCUUUCAGAGGGUCAGUGGAAACCAUGUCAGGAGGCUGGCCGGGCCACACCCCUUGCUGUCUCAGCAGACGGGAUAUAGGAAGCUCCUGGGCUUAGCUGUGGAAAACCAAGUACCCUCACUGGGAUGGGACAUGAGGGGCAGCUAGACUUCACCCCCUCCCUGCAGACCUGCCUCCAAAGCAAGGAGAAUUCUGCCUUAAUCUGUUGGGCUCCAGUCUCCAAGGUUGAGUUCCAGUGUAUCCCACUGGGAGUGAAUGGAUCAUGAGGUGGGAUGGCCCCAUCUGGAUGUUCUGCAGAUCCACACAUGGAAGGAGAUUCCCAAGUAGAGGCAGCCAGAAUUCUAACUCCCUGGCAGCGGCGGGGCUUCCAGGCGCUGGUGUCUGUGUUGUUAGAACUCAGAGGAAGAGGGCAGGGGCAGCACCCGAUGGGGCAGCAUGAUCCAAGCAAGGGGCCUGAGUCCUCAGUGGGGCUGGGGCACAGAGGUACCUCACCAGGUGGGUGUCAGGCCCCCUCUAGAGUUUCUGGCCAUUCACUUACCACUCUGUUCUCCCCCUGACCCCCGCUCCAUUGUUUAUAAUGGGAAAAUGGACAUUUGGCUAGGUGUCUCUCAUGGCUGCUCCAUCCUAGCCCCCACAAGCUGGGGCUUUCUCGUGUAGAGGCUGUGCCCGCCCCAUGAUGGGUUUCUGGCCUAAUUGAGGGAAGAAGGAAAUUCAUACCAGCAGUUUUCAAAUAAAGGAAUUGUUCCAAUUAA